AUGUUGCUAAAGGAAGAGAUGCGACGGGUUCGCAAGACGUUGGAGUGGAGGGCAGCAUGGUGGGAACAGCAUCGAGAGGGAUGGAAAGGCCAAGACGAGGCAAUGCAGGAAGGUAUAAGAGCGUAUGCGACCCAGCAGGCAGAUAUACAACACGGCCUUCACACUCGCUUUACACGGCUAUGGGACAAGCCACUGGUACCAUUUUGUAGCCAAGAAGAUAGUAAUGAGGGAGCUGGAUCCUCUCUUGAUCCCCUCCUGGAGUCCCUGGUGGAAGAGGACGAGUAG
Molecule: messenger RNA, 285 nt
Organism: Laccaria bicolor S238N-H82
Lineage: Eukaryota; Fungi; Basidiomycota; Agaricomycetes; Agaricales; Hydnangiaceae
Exons: 1
Coding region: 1-285 (94 amino acids)
Source: RefSeq, a predicted model, not a curated record